AUAUUUCCGUGUGACGGCGCGUGUUUCUGUAAAAUAAUAAAACCACAAUUUUAUUUUUCAAUAAUUUUAACAAUCUCUUCGUAUUAAUUAUAAUAAUAAUAAAUCUUUUAAAACACCCCAAUGGAUGACGAAGCGGAAACUUACAAAUUAUGGCGCAUUCGUAAAACAGUAAUGCAAUUAUGCCACGAUCGGGGUUAUUUGGUGACCCAAGAAGAAUUGGACCAAACUCUGGAACAGUUUAAAGAACAAUUCGGUGAUAAACCAAGUGAAAAGAAACCAUCGCGAACGGAUUUAACUGUAUUGGUGGCGCAUAAUGAUGAUCCUACGGACCAGAUGUUUGUUUUCUUUCCUGAUGAUCCAAAAAUUGGAAUAAAAAUUAUAAAAAUGUAUUGUCAAAGGAUGCAAGAACAAAAUAUUCAUCGAGCGAUUAUCGUUGUUCAAACUGGAAUGACUCCUUCCGCUAAGCAAUCGUUAGUAGAUAUGGCUCCUAAGUAUAUUUUGGAACAAUUUUUAGAAUCCGAGUUGUUAAUUAACAUUACCGAACAUGAACUUGUACCAGAACACGUUGUUAUGACUCCGGAAGAAAAACAAGAACUACUUGCUAGAUAUAAAUUAAAAGAAAACAUGUUAAUGAGAAUUCAAGCAGGUGACCCCGUUGCAAGAUAUUUUGGAUUAAAACGAGGACAGGUGGUUAAGAUCAUAAGACCAUCAGAGACAGCCGGACGUUACAUUUCCUAUAGACUGGUAUGUUGAAAAAGCAUCGAAACGAAGAAGGACGGCGGCCGUGGUGGUAGUGGCGUAAAAAGGACAACAUGAAACUACGGGCCAGUGCGGGUUGCCCUAACGGCACUUCUUGUGGGAAACGCAGAAGGAAGAAGGAAAAACGGUCCGCGACGAACGGUCCGGGUUGUUUUGCGUCGAACCCGACCACUCUGCAAUUCCAUUCUCCUUCUACCUACGCGCUUCCGAUAUUCUGUUCCUCCUAAUUUUUUUUUGUAUUUCUGUUCAAUUCCGUUCCCUUUAGGUCUCCGCCUGGUUUUGUUUGAUAGCAAAAAAUAGGUUCGAAUUUGUGGGUGUUAUUCUAAGGGUUAGAUUUCACAGUAUCGUUUUUUAUCCAUCGAUUUAUCAUAGAAAAUAAAGAUAGAGUAAGGUUACAUUAUUAUACGAUAUAAAAAUUGUAAUAAAAUUCUUUUUGUAAUUGGAAA
This is a messenger RNA of Onthophagus taurus, 1205 nucleotides long. It is a transcript of the gene Rpb5, whose product is annotated as DNA-directed RNA polymerases I, II, and III subunit Rpb5. The record is from RefSeq and is a predicted model, not a curated record. Gene Ontology annotation, molecular function: DNA binding. NCBI's taxonomy places the organism in Eukaryota, Metazoa, Arthropoda, Insecta, Coleoptera, Scarabaeidae. Gene Ontology annotation, biological process: tRNA transcription by RNA polymerase III; transcription by RNA polymerase II; transcription elongation by RNA polymerase I. Gene Ontology annotation, cellular component: RNA polymerase III complex; RNA polymerase I complex; RNA polymerase II, core complex.